CUCAAAUGCUUUGUAUGUAGACGGAAACACAUCUUAAGUUCAAUUACCCUUUCUGAGAUGACUUUGGUUUACAAUUAUUUUCAUCCCCAAAGUAUAUUGUUCCCAAAUUCUUGUUGGAGAAAACCAAUUUCAGAAGGAUUUAGAAGACUGCAAAUAGUGAAUGCCCAAAAUAAGAAGAAAUGCUUGCGCUGCAAUACUUUUUAUGAAGACAGAGAUAAUUCCCCAAUUGCCUGCUCUUUCCACGGCCACACCAAUGGAGAUAAAGGACUAUUUUCCCUGGCACCCCCUCACCAAGGAAUCGAUGGAGAAUGGAGUGAUGGAUCUGGAGUAAUCGUGUAUAAAUGGAACGAGAAAGAUAAGAGGCCAAAUACAGGAAGAAAAAACUGGAAAAAGAGAUGGAGUUGUUGUGCUGAGUAUGAUGAAAAUGCUCCACCUUGUAGGCAAGGAUGGCAUGUCUCGUACGAUGAUGGAUUCACAUUAUACUAGUACAGUCAAACCUCGUUGUUAUAGUGACCAAUGUUGACUGAAAUUUUCAUGAUUGAUAUAGUGAGGUGUUGAAAUCUUCUCUAUGUUGCAGCUCUUAUCACAAAUGGAUAAAGACACUCAUCGCGUGUAAUAUCAAAGAGUUGAUUUUUAAGUG
Messenger RNA from Solanum dulcamara, 640 nucleotides. RefSeq lists its product as uncharacterized. The transcript has 2 exons. The record is from RefSeq and is a predicted model, not a curated record. The coding region runs from base 58 to 486 and encodes 142 amino acids. Lineage: Eukaryota; Viridiplantae; Streptophyta; Magnoliopsida; Solanales; Solanaceae.